AAAGCAAAGUAAAAAAUAAAGAGAGAUAAUUAGAAAACAACAGAGCUCUUUCUCAGUGUCUCUCUCUCUGUUCUGAUCUCUCUGUAGUCUGUACCUCUCUGCUGAUUAAGAUUUCGAUUUCCGGAGCUCCCUGUAAAGUUGAUCUUGUUCCGAUAUUCUGCGGACAAAGUUAUUCGAAUCUGUUUCUCUGUUUUCUAUCGAAGUCUCCUCUGGAUUCGAAAUGGGUUUCUCUUUAAAAGGAGGUUUGUUGGUUGGAUAAGAGAAGAAAAGCAGCAGAAGAAGAACAAAAUGUCUUGGAAGAGCAAAGGAGGAGAGCUGCCACCAAGGAGCUUUGUGUCCAGGAAAUGGACUAUUUUUCUUUGUAUCGCCUGCUUUUGCGCCGGAAUGCUCUUCACUAACAGAAUGUUGACAGUACCUGAAACUAAAGAUUUAACAAGGAUAAAUGGAAUGGAAGAUGAAAAGCUAAAACUAGUGUCAGAGGGUUGUGAUUCAAGAUUUAAGGAGGUAAAACAUGAAUCCAAGGACAUUCUAGGGGAAGUUUCAAAGACUCAUCAUGCAAUACAAACUCUGGACAAGACAAUAUCAAAUUUAGAGAUGGAAUUAGCUGCUGCAAGGGCUGCACAUGAAUCCAUACUCAAUGGUUCUCCUAUAUCAGAGAAUCUAAAGGUCACUGAAUCAACAGUGAAAAGAAGAUAUUUGAUGGUAAUAGGAAUUAAUACUGCUUUCAGCAGCCGUAAACGAAGAGAUUCAGUUCGUGCCACUUGGAUGCCACAAGGUGAGAAGAGAAAGAAGCUUGAGGAAGAGAAAGGCAUCAUCAUUCGCUUUGUUAUUGGUCACAGUGCCACAUCUGGUGGAAUUUUGGAUAAAGCUAUUGAAGCAGAGGAUAGAAAGCAUGGAGACUUCCUGAGGCUGGAGCAUGUUGAAGGGUACCUUGAGUUGUCUGCUAAGACAAAGACAUAUUUUACUACUGCUGUUGCUUUGUGGGAUGCGGAUUUCUAUGUCAAAGUUGAUGAUGAUGUCCAUGUAAAUAUAGCAACACUUGGAACGACUUUAGCUAGACACAGGUCAAAGCCCCGGGUGUAUAUUGGAUGCAUGAAAUCUGGUCCUGUCCUUGCUCAAAAGGGAGUGAGAUACCAUGAACCUGAGUAUUGGAAAUUUGGGGAGGAGGGAAAUAAGUAUUUUCGACAUGCUACCGGUCAGCUGUAUGCUAUUUCGAAAGAUUUGGCCACUUAUAUGUCGAUAAACCAGCAUGUGCUCCACAAGUAUGCUAAUGAAGAUGUUUCAUUGGGAGCUUGGUUUAUUGGCUUAGAUGUUGAGCACAUUGAUGAUCGGAGAUUAUGUUGUGGUACACCACCCGAUUGUGAAUGGAAGGCUCAGGCAGGUAAUGUAUGUGUUGCUUCGUUUGACUGGAGUUGCAGUGGAAUCUGCAAAUCUGCUGAGAGGAUCAAAGAGGUUCAUCAGCGGUGUGGUGAAGGUGAAAAUGCACUAUGGAGUGCAGUCUUUUGAGAGGCAGCUGGAUUUCUUCCAAACUCAGGAAGGGCAGGCUUGAGAAGGAAAGAAAAAUAGAAGAUCGAUGGUGUGAGCUACAUUCUUCUGGUUUAUGUAUGUGUACAGGGAAUAUAUAUAAUAUCAAAAAGUAGAAUUAUAGUGAAAAAGAUAGGUGUUGCUGCUAGGGGCCCUUUUUCAUUUUAGUAGAGGCUGACUCCUAUAGCAGCGAAAGGUAAGAGGCAGUCGUCACCCAUUCUUUAAAUGCUCGGAGAGCCAUUUUGUAACUUGCUCUGCCAAUGGCUACUAAGCUCCAUAAUAAGUGCCAAUCUUUGGGUCAGCUUUUGCUGCCUUUUGUUUCAUAAAUAGUGGAUCCUGUCUUGGGCUUUGAUGGGGUUCUUGCAUCUUUUCAUAAUUGCAACCAGGAAGGUGAUGGACACGCUCACUUUUGAUUA
Messenger RNA from Nelumbo nucifera (sacred lotus), 1940 nucleotides. Its product is annotated as putative beta-1,3-galactosyltransferase 2. Gene Ontology annotation, molecular function: galactosyltransferase activity. NCBI's taxonomy places the organism in Eukaryota, Viridiplantae, Streptophyta, Magnoliopsida, Proteales, Nelumbonaceae. The record is from RefSeq and is a predicted model, not a curated record. Gene Ontology annotation, cellular component: Golgi membrane.